GUCUAAUUGUUACACAAUUGAUUAUAUUUGUCAAUGGAAUUUGUUUACAAAUCGUAAAAGGGGAAAGAUCAUCAAUGGAUCAAUAAUAUUGUUUUUCUCUAUCAUUUUGGUUUCUCUUUCUCCACCUUCAUCCAAGCAUUCCAAUGGGAUGUGAUCUCCAUGGUAACGGAUGAGGAUGGAGAAAGAAGUUGAUGAAAGGAAGAAGAUGAUGAGAGAGAGAGAAAAUAAUUCCAAGAAGAGCAAACGCCGAACUCAGAGAAUCAGAGAAGCUGAAGAAUAAAUUUUUCUCUUUUUCUCGAUAAUAAUAAUAAUAUGAUUAACAUUUUCUUUCGAAUUUAAUUUGAUUUAAUUUUGUUGUUCGAUUUUUCAUCUUGUUAAGUUGUGAUUACAUUUGAUUUCUAAUUAAUAUUGGAAUCAUUUAAUUCCUAUUCGUUGAUCAAGUUAAUUGAUUUCUCGUUUGUUCCCAGUGAUUAAAAACUCCCUUCGUUAAUUGGAUCGAUAUUAUUGUUCCCAGUUCAAUAUUUUCCUCGUUGAUUUUGUUGUUUCACUUUUUUUGAUUUCUUUAAUUGUGAUUAUAUGAGUUGCAUGUUGAUUUAAUCGUUAGUGGCCUGAUGAUUGUGAUUAAGACUCUAAUCAAAUGGUUAAUUGUUUGAACAAAAAAUCAUGGAAUUGAAUCAACCUCUUAAUUUUUAUGAUCACUUUCACUUGGACGGUCACUUGGAACCCUUUCAACAAUUAAUUGUUUACCCAGAUUAUUGUGAUUAAUAUAAUGAUUAAUUGAUUGUGAAACUGUUCAAGUAUCAUCAGAAUCAACAGGAAACUAAUUUACAAUUAAGUUAAUCACCAAGGGUUUUAAUUUAUUUGUCGUUGUGACAAUAUGAAUUAUUGGCUAACCUGUUAAUUGUUAUUGAUUUUCAUCAGCAAUUUAUUGAUUCAUUAUCAAUCUAGUUGAGACUUUGAUUGAUAUUAAACUGUUCAAAUAUUAUAACAUUAUAAUCAACUUGUUGUUUAUUCAAUAAUCGUUAAUUGUUCAUUAGAACCAUCAUGAAGUCUACCUGGUUAAUUAAGAUUUUAAAUUUUCUACUAAUUACAAUUAACGUAAAUUUUGUACUUGCAUUACCUGAAAUCCUGAGAAUAGGUGGUCUAUUCGAAACCGGAGAUGAUCCAAUGGAAAUGGCCUUUCGAAGUGCAGUUGAACGAAUCAAUAGCGACGGUAAAAUGAUUCCAAGAUCUCGAUUACUCGCUCAAGUGGAAAAGGUGGAGAAAAGUGAUAGUUUCUCAGUAUCGAAAAAAGCUUGUGGUCUAUUUGAACAAGGAAUAGCGGCGAUUUUUGGUCCACAAUCAAUCGAGACCUCGACUCAUAUUCAGUCAACUUGUGAUGUUCUUCACAUUCCUCAUAUGGAGACUCGAUUAGAUUUCAGGUCAAUAGCGGCAAAUCAUUCGCUCAAUCUUUAUCCACACCCGAAGGUGUUCGGAGAAGCGAUAAGAGAUCUGAUUCGCAUGAAGAAUUGGAAAAAUUUCGCUAUUUUGUAUCAAGAAAACGAAGCCUUAUUAAGAUUGGAAGAGAUUCUGAAAGAUGAAGUUCUUCGGGAAAAGAAAAUGGUUGUUCGCCAAUUCGAGACUGAUGAAUAUCGAACUAUUUUCAAAGAGGUCAACAAAUUGAACAUUAAGAACUUAAUUGUUGACGUUCCAAGGGAAAACAUCCACAAUGUACUUCGUCAUGCUCAACAAGUUGACAUGUUAUCCGAGUAUCAUGAUUAUAUAUUCACAACCCUUGACCUUCAAACUGUUGACCUUGAAGAUUUCCAAUAUGCUGGGACAAACAUUUCAUCAUUUUGUCUUAUUGAAAGAUCAUCGAAUGACUUUAAGGAAAUCAUUCGAGAAUGGCAAUCAUCAGUUCCAGUGACCAGGUCAAGUUGGAUUGAAGAAGAUCCAUUCAGUUCAAAGGCAUCACUUUUACAAAACUUUACGACUGAAGUUGCUCUAAUGUACGACUCAGUUAAAUUGUUGGCCAAAGCUCUUCAUGAUUUAGAUCGGAGUAAAACAAUCACCAUGAAUCCAUUAUCAUGUGAAAGUGAAGAUCCCUGGCAAUAUGGAAUCACUUUAACAAAUUAUAUGAGAAUGAUAACAGUUCGAGGUCUAACUGGAGAUAUUAAGUUUGAUCGAAAUGGAUUACGAACCGAUGUCCGACUCAAAUUGAUCGAAUUGACCAACGAAGGACUAAAAGAGGUCGGUGAAUGGACUGCAGAGAAACGAGUCCAGUUCAUCGGUAAUUACAGUAAAACAAUGGAGGAAAUUUUUAAGGCCACUUUGAAAAAUAAGACUUUAGUAGUUACUACAUUUCCAGGCCGACCUUAUACAAUGUUCGUUGAAGACUACGAGAAGAAAGGAUUAACUGGAAAUGAUCGAUUCGAAGGUUAUUGUAUCGAUUUAAUGAACGAAAUCGCCAAACGAUUACAAUUUAAAUACGUUAUUCGUUUGGUUGAAGAUCGAGCUUAUGGUCGUCGAAAUGAGAAAGGAGAAUGGAAUGGAAUGAUUCGAGAAUUGAUCGACGGUAAAGCUGAUAUCGCUGUUGCUGAUUUAACGAUAACUUAUGAACGUGAAUCUGCUGUUGACUUUACGAUGCCCUUUAUGAACCUUGGAAUUGGAAUUCUUUUCCGUAAACCCAAGAAAGAACCACCCCGAUUGUUCAGUUUCAUGUCACCUUUGGCCAUAGAAGUUUGGAUUUACCUUUUAACCGCUUUCCUUGGUGUUACUCUGUUUCUCUUUGUAAUUGCACGUUUCUCACCCUACGAGUGGAUUAAUCCUCAUCCCUGUAUAAAAACACCGGAAGAUCUGGAAAACAAUUUUACAAUGAAAAAUACCCUUUGGUUUACAAUUGGUUGCCUGAUGCAACAAGGCUGUGAUAUUAUGCCUCGGGCACUAUCAACAAGAGUCCUUGCCGCUUCUUGGUGGUUUUUCAUCCUUAUCCUGGUCUCUUCGUAUACCGCUAAUUUAGCUGCCUUUUUGACAGUUGAAAGGAUGGUCAAUCCAAUUGAGAGCGUUGAAGAUUUGGCUAAACAAACAAAAAUCCACUACGGAUGCCUUAUGUUUGGAUCGACACAAGCGUUUUUCAAAAAUUCAAAUUUCUCAACAUACGCUCGAAUGUGGUCUUUUAUGGAGUCAACACGACCCAGUGUGUUCGUUGAGAGUAACGAUAAGGGCACCGAACGGGUUAAAAAGGGCGAUUAUGCUUAUCUUAUGGAGUCAACUUCCAUUGAAUAUAUUGUUGAACGAGAAUGUGACCUUUAUCAGGUUGGUGGUUUAUUGGAUUCUAAGGGCUAUGGUAUUGCCACUCCACCUGAUUCACCUUAUCGAGGUAUCAUUUCGGACACCAUUUUGGCCCUUCAAGAGAAGGGUAUUCUUCAAGCGAUCAAGGAGAAAUGGUGGAGCCAGAAAAAGUGUGGACCCAAAGAUGGCGCUCAAAAGGCCGCAGGAGCGGCAAGUGAACUUGGACUGGCAAAUGUUGGCGGGGUUUUCGUUGUACUUGCAGCGGGUUCGGUUUGUGCGGUGGUCAUAUGUGUUUUCGAGUUUGUUUGGAAAAUGAAACAAAUACCUCGAGGGGAACGAGAUCAUAUUUUUGUUGAACUGAUGCGCGAAUUGAAACACGUUAUCUGCUGCUAUGGAAGCACCAGGCCAGUUCGACGAACGGGAAUGGACGAUAUGGGAAGUCAAGUUAUCAUGCAAACUCCCGGAAAUGGUAUACCAGGGAUGCCGAUGCCCGGAUAUGGUUUUCCACAUCCGAUUCAUGCUCAUACUGAUUUUAUUCCUGCUUUUGGAAUGGGCAAAGAAGAUUAUUCUUGACCAAUCAAGUGGUCAAUCUUAAAUUGCAAACAGUAAAUCAUCAAAUCCAAUUAAUUAACCUUAUCAACUGUUCAUCUCUUUCUCAGAGGAACAUUUAAUUUACCCUUUCAUGGCUCAAUUGCUACUUUAAUAAGUUAAUCAAUUGAUUAACACAAUUAGCAGAAUUCAUAUUUCGAAUCGUUAAUUUUAAAUCAUUUCUUAAUCAACUUUCAGCUUAAUCAUAUGCAUUAUUAUCAUUAUUAUUAUUAUCAUUAUGAUUAAUUGAUUAUCAUCACUUGAAAAAUGCAUGUUUUAAUCAUACACAAUUAUUUAAAUCAGUUGAUUAAUUCAAUUUAACUUGUUGAUUUGUUUCUUAUUGGAAUUGAAAUUUUCAAAAAUUUGAAACCAACGAAAAGUUAAUUUGAUUAUAACAAUUAAAAUUAAUGGUGCCCCAAAUUGUUUAAAUAUUGUACAGAUGUAAACACAUAAUAUAUACACAGAAAGACAGACAAUUAAUUGACAAUUUAAAGUUAAUUCAGUUACAAUUGAAAUAAUUUCAAUUUGUUAAAAGUUUUUCUGUUUUCCCUUUCCUCUUGUUAAUCAUGUUAAUCACUUAUAUAAUACAAUUAAUAAUCAAUUAUCAUUAAUCGAUUGGAAAGUUAUUACUUUAAUUUACAAAAUGAUGUGAAUAAUUAAUUGAUCACAAUCAAUUGAUUGUUCACCUAAUCAGCUCAGUGGUAACUUUUUUAAUCAUCGGUGACUUGAGUGCCAAAUGAAACAAAAAUUUGAUUAGUUUGAUAUACAAACUGGCUCAUUGGCUCAACAGUUUGAUGAUCAACUAUCAUCAAUUAAUAAAUACACAAUUAACUGAUUGUUUAUAACUUAAACUUUAAUUUGAACAACAAUUUAAACCCAACAAAAUCUAUUGGAAUCAACAAUUAACCCUAACCCUGUACAGUGAUCAAAAUCAUAAUCAACUUGAAAACUUAUUCAAUCAACUACAUUAUAUGUAUAAACUUAAACAUAGAUUACAACAAUUAACUAAUUACCUUUUCAUAUGUAUAAAUACACUUAUAAAUAACUCUUUAAUUGCUGGUUAAAAGAAGACAAUUGUUAAUUGUUGAUAAAAUCGUUAUUUGUACCAAAUAAUUAACAAGAAAAAAAAAUCCUUUUGAAAAAAAUGAAGAUUUGAUUGAGAGAUUUGAUUGCUUGAAAUGAUUGGAAAAUUAAGAGAAAAUUAAAUGUUAAUCUGUUGGUUAAUUAAUUGGAUUCUUGUUUUGUUAAUCAUCUCAAUCAAUUUACUCUUGUUGACCGUUAUUACCUCAAAAAUGACCUGACCCGAAGAUCAGUUUAAACUUAGAGGUUGGAAAAGGUCAUUUCUGUAACUGAGAUCAAAAAAAAAUUCCAUGUUUAAUUCAGUUGAUCAAUUAAUUGUUUUUCUUGUCUUGAUUUUCACAUUUAAUUAAUUUCCUCACAAUAAUUAACAAUCAAUUGGAUUUUUAUCUCAUCCCUUUCGCCAAUUAAAAUGUAACCAUUAUAAUCAAAUCUGUAUUAGAAUUAACAAUCAACUGUAAUUGUUUAACAAAUUUAAACUUUCUAUUAACACACAAUAUCAAUUUUCACUUUAAUUUAAACAA
Panonychus citri (citrus red mite) is the source of this 5459-nucleotide messenger RNA. RefSeq names its product glutamate receptor ionotropic, kainate 2-like. The record is from RefSeq and is a predicted model, not a curated record. Gene Ontology annotation, biological process: modulation of chemical synaptic transmission; monoatomic ion transport; synaptic transmission, glutamatergic. Gene Ontology annotation, cellular component: plasma membrane; postsynaptic membrane. Gene Ontology annotation, molecular function: glutamate-gated receptor activity; transmitter-gated monoatomic ion channel activity involved in regulation of postsynaptic membrane potential. The transcript has 12 exons. Lineage: Eukaryota; Metazoa; Arthropoda; Arachnida; Trombidiformes; Tetranychidae. The coding region runs from base 1045 to 3843 and encodes 932 amino acids.